AACGUUAGCUAGCUAGCUAGCUAGUUGUUUGUUAGCUCAAACAUUGCUAGCUACCAGGUUCAGUGCUAACUGCAGGCGGUCAGGCUAAUUUGCUAACGUUAGCUAAUGAACAUUCAUAGAUUUGCAACGUUUGUGUUUUCCCCUUUAGGUUUCCAUUAUUUGCGUACAGUCAAUGUGCAGAUAGAAUGGCUUUCUACGGAGAUGAAUAUGAGCGGAUAAAUCGCUAUUGCAAAUAGCUAGCGUUAACUCGAGCUGGAGAGCAAACCCGUCAGGGGCUGUUUACAACUUUUGUCACUCGACUUUAAAAGCUAGAAAUUCUCAAGCGUAAAAAUACAUGACUGCAAUACCAUUUUUAUACUUUAAAUCUUACACUUUUUUAUUCUGGAAUGUUCGUUAGUGCAAACCUUUUUAUUGUAAAAUAGACGCUAGCCAGAGUGCCCCAAAGGGAGAAGCCAUGGUAUCACAUCUCUUAAUAUGAUUUUUGUGCUGGACAUCCAAUGAAACCUCAUAGGUUGUCCCUAACCCACAGUCUGGUCUUGCAUUAUGGCUUAUAUAAGAAAAUGAUGGUUUUCAAGCCAUACAAGGCAUCCCAACAUGAUAUGUGUCGUUUCCACUCAGAGGACUAUAUCGAUUUUCUGCAGAAGGUCAGCCCAAACAAUAUGCAAGGCUUCACAAAGAGCCUUAACACCUUCAAUGUUGGAGAUGAUUGUCCUGUCUUUCCAGGGUUGUUUGAGUUUUGCUCCAGAUACACUGGUGCUUCGUUGCAAGGAGCGACUCAACUAAAUCAUAAGAUCUGUGACAUUGCUAUCAACUGGGCUGGAGGUUUACAUCAUGCUAAGAAGUUUGAGGCUUCUGGAUUUUGCUAUGUGAAUGACAUUGUCAUCAGCAUACUUGAACUGCUAAAGUACCACCCACGCGUGCUGUACAUCGACAUUGACAUUCAUCAUGGUGAUGGAGUGCAGGAAGCUUUUUAUCUUACAGAUCGGGUCAUGACUGUGUCCUUCCAUAAGUAUGGGAACUAUUUUUUUCCAGGGACAGGUGACAUGUAUGAAGUUGGAGCAGAGAGUGGUCGCUACUACUGCUUGAAUGUGCCUCUCCGUGAUGGGAUUGAUGACCAGAGCUACAGACAGUUGUUUCAGCCUGUGAUCAAGCAAGUAGUUGACUUCUAUCAGCCAACCUGUAUUGUGCUUCAGUGUGGAGCAGACUCACUGGGCUGUGACAGACUGGGAUGCUUCAAUCUCAGUAUACGAGGUCAUGGGGAAUGUGUGGAGUUUGUGAAGAGUUUCAAGAUCCCCCUGCUUGUGCUGGGUGGAGGAGGGUACACUGUACGCAACGUGGCUAGAUGUUGGACAUAUGAAACAUCUUUGCUAGUUGAAGAGUCCAUUAGUGACGAACUACCUUAUAGUGAGUACUUUGAAUAUUUUGCACCUGAUUUCACACUUCAUCCAGAUGUCAGCACAAGGAUUGAGAACCAAAACUCCAGACAGUACUUAGAACAGAUUCGUCAGACUGUCUUUGAGAAUUUGAAGAUGCUAAACCAUGCACCAAGUGUUCAGAUCCAUGACGUUCCCUCAGACUUGCUGAGCUAUGAGCGCACAGAUGAUGCUGAUCCUGAUGAAAGAGGUUCAGAAGAGAACUAUUCCAGGCCUGAGGCAGCAAAUGAAUUUUAUGACGGCGAUCAUGACAAUGACAAAGAGAGUGAUGUGGAAAUCUGACCUCCAGCCAAUGGAAGUCCUCCACAUUUCUUCUAAAAAUUGGACUCUGUUUACUAAAAGCUGACUUGCCAUGUAAUUGAGCAGAAGCCAUCUCAAAGUGCUUUUUUGUUGGUUAUUGUACUGUAAAUGCAUAGUAUUUUUAACAUAGGACACUCGCCUGUGUAGCAUUUUCUGACUUGAAAAUUUUCUUGUGUAUCCUUGUUUUGUCUUUCUUAAAUAGUUACUUUAUGUAUUAUUUGCAGUAAACAUGUAAAACUAUGAACUGGUCACAAAAAAUCUUUCCUAGUGAAAUAAGAUGCUUCACAAUGUAUCUUCUUCCAAAACGAGUGCAUUUUUCAGCCUAUACUAUGUAACACUUGAAAUAACACACAUUAUGGUGUCUUCCUCAACAUAUGUAAAUGUUAGAGCUGGAAUUACACAUAUUUUGUUAAACAAAGUAUGGACUAAUAAUAGAUGAAAAUCAUUCACCUUGCCACUGAA
This is a messenger RNA of Colossoma macropomum (tambaqui), 2195 nucleotides long. It is a transcript of the gene hdac3, whose product is annotated as histone deacetylase 3. The transcript has 15 exons. The coding region runs from base 498 to 1715 and encodes 405 amino acids. The record is from RefSeq and is a predicted model, not a curated record. Gene Ontology annotation, molecular function: histone deacetylase activity. NCBI's taxonomy places the organism in Eukaryota, Metazoa, Chordata, Actinopteri, Characiformes, Serrasalmidae.